CUAAACCAACCCCAGGGGUGGCCUUUCAGGGUGGGAUUGACACAGCCCACCCAGCCCUGCCUCAGUCUCCCCUCCCCUGUACCCCAAGAUCAGUGUCCACUGGGCAGCGUCGUGGCCAUGAAUCUCUUGCAAGAUUGGUGUAAGGAGCUGGCGGUGGAGGUCCACAGGGCCCUACUGGUCACGGGCAUCCCGGAGAGCCUGCUGCAAGAGGACAUCGAAGCCACCCUGCGCCCCAACCUGCUGCCCCUGGGCAGCUACCGGCUUCGGGCUGUGAGAGCCAUGGGGAAGCAGAAGGCCCAGGCAGCCCUGGUGGAGUUUGGGGACGAGCUGGAUCACUCGGCCGUGCCCAGGGAGAUCCGGGUGGAGGAUGAGGUCUGGGCGGUCCUGGGUAAGGACCGUGGGCAGGACGCGCGGGUCCUCAGACAGAUGAGGCGUCUGCUGCUGGAUGAAAGGCCCACGGAUGACUUCAGGGAGCUGGCCGUCCCUGUAGCCUUGGCAGGGGCGGGUCAAGCCCAGGGAUCCUCGGGGCAGGACGUCAAUAAGGCCGGCUCCUCUGGAGGGCCAGCUAAGGAUGGCCGUCGGGGACAUCAUCAUCGUCGGGGAGGCAGGCAACGAUCCCGAAGCCACCAGAAGGGCAAGAAGCGAGGCCGGGGAGGGAGGCGAGCCAGGAGUGAGUCGGAGGACUCUUCCGCAGACAGCCUGGGUAUAGUGAUCGAGGAAAUCUAUGCGGAGGACCUGAGCGUGGACGAAGACCAAAGGGCCCUGUACGCCACGCUCCAAGCUGCUGCCAAAGAGCUGGCCAAGAAGUGGGCCCACGGCGGAGACCAGGACGAAAGGGAGAGCCCCCGUGAGUUUUUGGCUCUGGUCACUGUCACUGACCGAGCCAGCAAGGAGGAGACGGAGAAGGACCAGCCGCAGACAGAGGCCAUCCGUUUGAACAUCAAAGAUGAAAAGAGCACUGUCCCCGACUUGGUGGCGCUGCUGGCUGUGAGAGACACCCCGGCAGUGGACACGGACGGCGACGAUUCUUGUUCAGACAGCGAAUCUCUGGCGAGUGGGGAGCAAGGUCCAGAAGAGGCGGAGAACCCCGAGUUCGUGGCCAUUGUGGCCUACACAGACCCCUCUGACCCCUCGGCCAGGGAAGAGAUGUUGAAGAUCGGGUCCGUCAUCGAGACCCUGGGCUGGGGGGACCCGAAACACAAAAAAGAUGUCCUUCCCCAAGUCUUGUCGGUCAUGUCCAAGGACAAGUCUGGACCGCGCGUGAAGGUGGAGGAGGCGGGCCGUCAGGUGGACGCCGUGGUGUUGAGGCAGGCCCAGGAGGACGGGGACCUUUUGGAAUGCAUCUCCACGUUGGCUGAAGCAGAGGGGUGUCCCAAGGGGAAGAAGAGCCCACUGGGCCUUCUCAGGGGCUGGAGCGCCGAGGGUCACCAGGGUGGCCUCCUGGAGCUGGUGGCCCUCCUGGCCGCGCAGGACAUGGUGGAGGCCGUGGAGGACGAAGAGGCCAGCAGGUGGAAAGGCGCGCGAUGCAAUCAUGGCAGCGGUGGCCUGGCCGAGGUGCUGGCUUUCCUCGCCUCCCGCGGGCAUCUGGAGUCGCAAGAAGAGUCCGCGGAGGAGGAGGAUUCGAGCUCCGCAUCCGAGGACGAGUCCGAGGAGGAGGAUGAGGAGGACGGCGGGAGCGACGAGUCGGAGCCCGCGGAUAGCGCAUCCAAGAAGCCCCGGGCCAAGCGAGCGCGCACCGGCUCCAAGAGCCAGGCCCAGGCGGGCGCGGCCACCCAGGCUCCGGCCGCCACGUCCCGAGCCCGCAGAGCCCGCAGGGGCGGCCGGGCCAUCAGCCCCGAGAAGAAGGCCGCCGGGAGCGGGCCUUCCACCGAGGAGCACGCGGGAAGCAAGAAGCAGCAGCAGAAGAAAAAGAAGAAGAAGAAGGGGUUCCCCGGCACCGGCACCCAGGCCAGGGUCGGUGACCCCAAGGGACAGCCAGCCGCUGUCCCCAAGUCCACGCCGGGGAAGAAAGCGCGGCGGGGUCCCAGGCGGACCCCUAAGUGCCGCUAGUGGACAUGUCAGUCGUCACCGCUGCCAGCGAGCCCUGGUCCACGUGUGGAAGGUCCUCCCCUCCCUUCUCGGUCUGUCUGUCUGUCUCUCCCCUCCCCCCUUCCGCGCUCUCUCUUCUCCCUGUAUCCCUGGCGCCUGCCGAGGCGUCUUUCUCGCUUAACCGCGUGCUUUUGUGGCGCGCUCCGCUGCAUCCCUCAGCUGGGUUUGGUGGGUGCCUAACAUUCCUUUCUCAGUCCCAUGAGCAGAUGGUGCCCGGCGGCGGUGAUCGGGGUGGCAGAAGCCCGGACAAGUAAAAACAGAAAGAAAGAGAGACAGACAGACAGACAGACAGACACGACACCAGGCUGGACGUGGGUCCGCGGGGAUAUGCCGAAGGAGCUCGGCCUGGGUAGCUUCCAGAAGCCCAGCGUGAGUGUGGGAUGACAUCUACCACCUGUGCCAGCCAGCGGCUGGAAGCCACUGGGAGCCCUCGCCCAACCUGGCUGGGCCUGGGGGAGAGAUGCACCGGGUGUUAGGGCCCAUAGUUGGCAAAGGAAAGGCUGGGGGGGGGCUGUAUAUGUGUGAGUG
This is a messenger RNA of Jaculus jaculus (lesser Egyptian jerboa), 2616 nucleotides long. It is a transcript of the gene Pnma8b, whose product is annotated as PNMA family member 8B. The annotation marks the transcript as partial. NCBI's taxonomy places the organism in Eukaryota, Metazoa, Chordata, Mammalia, Rodentia, Dipodidae. The transcript has a single exon. The record is from RefSeq and is a predicted model, not a curated record.